UGCACAAAAAGACUGACAAGACUCUCUCUCUCUCUCUCUCUCUCUCUCCACUGCUUUCUGAUCCCUUUAUCCCUCUCAAAAGGUUUGCUAACAUCUAUAGAAUCGAAAACUAAAAGUGAGAGGAUUUCGGAUAGAGUUCCAGAUCUUAGUAUCUGUCUGCAGAAUAGUCUUUGGAGUUAUGGACAGAAACACCAGAGUGAAAUUAGUAGACAAGCAUCAUGAAGAUAGGAAGUCAAAACAAGAAGGAAAAGAAGCCUUAGCGGCAAAGCAACAGUCACCAACAUCUCCUGUAUCACCACCUUCAUCAUCCUCCUCUCCAUCCCAUGAAUUCUCCUUCACAAUCUCUCUCCACUCUUCCUCAACACCGAUCCAUGAUAAAACCAAUUUGCCACCUUCACUUGCAGCUGAUUUGUCUCCUGCAGAUGACAUUUUCUUCCAUGGCCACCUGCUUCCUCUCCGCCUCCUCGCUCACCUCCCUGUCUCUCCUCGCUCCUCUACUAAUACCUUGGACAGCUUCAGCCUCCCAAUCAGAGGCUCAUUGGAUGAGCAAGAUCCCAAUAAAGAUAGCAACAGCUGCAGCACCAGAAAUGGGAACAUCAUCACCAACAACGUUAACAAAAGCAACUACUUUCAAGGGAACAUUGUGGAAACAAUGGGAAAAAUCAAGUCGAGGACUUUCUCGUUAUUUGGGUUAGCAAGACGGCGAAGGGGGCCUGAAGUUACAGAGAAGAAAGAUAAGGAGAAACACAAGAGGAAGCUGAGGUUCGAUGUGAGUCAUGUAUUGAGGAGGUACGUGAGGAUGUUCCGGCCAUUAAUGUUCUUCAGAAGGAGAGGAGAGAAUAUCCGAUUACGUCGCCAACCGUAUUCGUUUUCAGGUGACUUAAGCAUGAGAAAUAAGCAAGAGUUGGGAGGAAGAAGACGAGAGUUUUCAGCACCAGCCUCAAUGAGGACAUCUCCAGCAAAUAGUGGCCUCCUUGUAGCAACUGCAGCGCUUCCUUCUUCUGCUAGUGACAGCACCAUGGAAGAGUUGCAGGCAGCUAUUCAAGCUGCGAUUGCUCAUUGCAAGAACUCAAUUUCGAAGGAAGAGAAAAUCAAAGCUUAGAUUAGAUUGAUAUUUCAAUUUCCAUUCUAAGUUCGAUUAUUACAGGGACGUUUGUGUUAUAUAAAUAGAAGUAUAUAUUUGAAGAGUUUGAAAAGACACUGAAUAAAGGAGCUUGUACAGAAGUUUUUUAAACGGUUAUCGCAUGGGAGACAAGGUAAAGUGGGGGAUUGUUUUUGGUGCUUCUUGGAAUUGGCCUUCGUUGAAUUCUCUAGAAUCGAGGGAACUCACGACAGACGCUUCCCCUGAUUUCACCUCUUUGGUACCAGAUUUGGUGGACAGCAACCCAGAAUGGUAUCUCUUCCAUUCAGAGUGCACGCAAUCUGAUUGGAUGUAGAGGCCCUCGAGUUGAUUGACAUCAACGUUUAGAGGAGAGGAAAAUCUCGAGCACUUUUUUUUUUCCUCCUUAUUCCUUCUCUGUGAAAAUCUGGUUUUACCUAUGUGCCAAGCUUUAUAUCCCAAGAGUGAAAAACCGGAUAGAAACAGGACAAUGGCUGGCAGCUAAUUUCAAUGGCCAGUGUUUAAAGCACUAAACCAUUAAAUUCAUGGUUACUGCUGCUGCUGUCUACAAUCUAUUUGGAUGGAAAGGAGAUCCAGACUUUCUUCAACCAGUUGAGAAAAAAGUGGAAUGAGAUAUAUUGUUUUGGGUGAGGAAUAGGUCAAUCGAGGGAUGUGUUUGCUCUAAAAAAUGCAUGGCUUGUGAGUUGUGACAUCUUGGGGCGGUUUUCCAACAAUAUAUGCACUUCUCCAGGAUUAUUGAAGGAAUUUGUGUUGUAAUAUGUUUUUUGAUGCUGGUUCUGAUGCAUUUAUUGGUACCAUCAGGUGUACUUCGGGGCAUGGUGGACUAUACUUUGCUAUUAUGCAUGACAGUUCUAUGUGUGUGCUGGAACUUGCUGUUAAGGAGAGGUCCAUGAAUCCUGGGCUUUGUGGAUGGCCAAACUGUAUCCAUUUUCUGUUUAUGCUGAAGAGGACUGCAUGAAUGUUGCAAAUGGGUGUCAGAAUGCCUCCAUCGGUCUACUGUUGAUUUGAUUGGCUGUAGUGUAAUAAAGGAGAGGUUGGGUUCAUUCAUGUAUUUGGUAGUUGCAUGGUGUAUUUCUGCUUUUAAUACUCUGGCCAUGCACCAAUGUAGUUAUUCUUUUCUAAUAGGAAUUUGGUUGCCCAAAAAAGGGUUGCUUUCUUGUUUUCAA
This is a messenger RNA of Carya illinoinensis, 2286 nucleotides long. Its product is annotated as BRI1 kinase inhibitor 1-like. The transcript has 2 exons. The record is from RefSeq and is a predicted model, not a curated record. Gene Ontology annotation, cellular component: plasma membrane. The coding region runs from base 179 to 1102 and encodes 307 amino acids. NCBI's taxonomy places the organism in Eukaryota, Viridiplantae, Streptophyta, Magnoliopsida, Fagales, Juglandaceae. Gene Ontology annotation, molecular function: kinase inhibitor activity.